CGAGCCCCAUUCGUAGCACACAAAUCAAAGAAAAUAAACACUGAACUUCUAACAAGCCCUAAUUUCGAUCCCAAAUAUCCAGAUCGAUCGAAUUCCAUGGCAAACCCUUCCUCAUCUUCCUCCUCCUCGUCUCAAUUCGCCGCCUAAUCCUCCGAUCCCUCUUGCUUCCCCACCCCCUUCCACUUUCAACAACCGCCUUACGCCGCAUACAACUAUCCUCCUCCACCGUCACACCACCACCAAUUCUAGAGCGACGCUCAGCAACUCUUCCAGCACGACGCCUAGACCAUCACCCCGGAGGCUCUCGAGAGCAUGAAGGUUGCCAUAGCCAGCAGCGACGUCAACCACAAGACCGACGCAAAAAAAAAGGCAGUUCCCCGCCAUGCCGCUGGGCAGACGUGGGAGGAUCCCUCGCUGGCCGAGUGGCCGAAGAACAACCAUCGCUUGUUCUGCGGCGACCUAGGGAACGAGUUCUGUCAAGGGGAGGGGAGGCUGUACAGAUGACUACUAAAACCUAAUACCGAGCGGGGCAGCAUUGAGAACAGAGGUGGCUUUGUCUCAAACAUGCCAGAAAAAAGAAACUUCUUUUGGAACAGAAUGGACUACAUGUUGCAAGAAUCUUAGUUUACGAGGGGUGCGAGAGAGAGGUUGUUGAGGCUGGGAAGUAAUCCGAUGAGUUCUUGCAAUAGUUAUCUAUUUAUCUAUCUAUCUAUCUCUAUUUGUUGGUGUCUAUUAUCUCUGCUCUGCUGAUUCAACAAAUUUCUAUCUAACACGUCUUAUAUUUCUUGUACAAUUUAGUUGCAAUAGUUGGUGCUGUCUGCUCUGCUACUUACAUCCGCUGUUUGAUGUCUUUGCAGAAGUAAACCCUCUGCAGAAAGUUCCAGCUAUUGUUCAUGGAAACUUGAAGCUCUUCGAGAGCCAUGCAAUCCUAGUAUAUCUUGCUUCCUGCUUUUACUGGAAUUGCUGACCACUGAAAAUUCUUCAGUGGAUUGAGAAUACAAGAAAUGUCAAAGUAAUAAAUUUGUGGCAUAUUGUGGGCUUUGUUCUAUAUACAAAUCAGGAAGAAAUAGUCUCUCCUCCCUGGUAGGUUUGUCUUUUUCAUGUGUGGAAAUGAUCAAGCAUGCAAAUCAAUGGUGCCACAUAAUGGUAGCAGGCUGCUCACAAGGCUGGCAAACAAACACAGGAUGGGAGAGAUGAGGAAAUCACAGCCCUUCGUGUGGAAAUUCAGAAUCUAAAAGAUGAUACAGCAGCAGCAGCAGCAACUUUUGAACAACAGCAAGAAGCUUCAAUCUUUUUUUAUUUGCACACACCAAAAAGAAUAAGAAGAGAAUGUUUGUUGCAGAAAAGAGCAAGGAAUUGGCCACUUUCCAGGGUCAAAACAAAGCCUUCAAGUUAACUGAGGCUCAAAAGGAUAGGCCAUAGAAGAAGUAUUUAUGUUUUAGUCUCUGUGUGUUUCAGUUGCUAGUUAGCGAUUAAUUACUAGAAGAAAAUCCAGGAAUGUGGUUAUUAUCCAUCAUUUGUUGUAUGACUUUGCAGUGAAUUAUGUAAUACAUACUACACUAGCACCUGCCCUUGGCCGUCAAUUGAAUCCAAUUAAAGGCAUAAAAAAAAGCAGAUAAGGGAAAAGAGGGUGUGUGAAGUUGAAAGGGUCUGUGUGAGUGUUUGUGAGCAGGAAUAAUCAUAUAUAACAGAGAGUGAAGAAGAAGAAGAAGAUGGAAAUUAAAGGGUUUAUGAAUUGAGAGUAGAAGGUUGUUAUUUUAGUUUUUCUUUCUGAAGUAGUGUGGGAAUUGUUGAAAGUGCAGUGAAGAAAGAAAAAAGCCUGCAAGAGAAUCCAAGAACCAAACAUGGUAAAGCUUAGGAAGUGAGAAUAUGCAUAGAGAUUCAUUCACCUUUUUUUUUCUUCUCUUCUUUAUUUUCUUUCUUUUUUAAACCCUUUAUUUCCCCAUUUCCUUUUCAAUUUUCUCUCUAUAGUUUGCCUACUCUAAUAUUCAGCUACAUAGGGAGUUAUAUACUAAGAGAGAAAAACAAAAGCUACAUAGGGAGUUAUAUACUAAGAGAGAAAAACAAAAGAGAAUAAGAAAUGCGUGUGAGAUAGGGAGAGAGAGUUUUGAAGAAAAAGGGUGUCUUUUUAUUAUUUUUUUAAAUUAUAUUUUUUAUCCUAGUACAAAUUUGCUUAGGUAUUUGUUUAGGUUCACAUUUGCAUGGAACGUGUUCAAACAAUAGAUGCAAUAAACACUAUCAUAGGGUCAUAAGGUUUAUUUCAGAGAAAAAAAAAGGUGCUUGAUUUAGUCUUUGUUUGAGUUUGUGUUCAACCAUUGUUCAUUCCCCUUAUUAAUAAUUACUAGUGUGGUGUAACUCUUCAUUCUAUUAUAAACAUGAACUGAUCUUAGUAACAUGUUUUAUAUUCUGGAUGAUUUAGAGGAAUGGCAGUGGAGGAUUCAUCUUCUCCUUAUGGAAUUCGUCUUGUAAUAGAAGACUACCCUUAUGCUGUUGAUGGACUAGAGAUAUGGUUUGCCAUUAAGGAAUGGGUUCAAGAUUGUGUCUCAUUGUACUAUCCAACAGACAAUGAUCUCAAAAGAGACCCUGAACUCCAAAAUUGGUGGAAAGAAGCUGUUGAGGUCGGUCAUGGUGAUUUGAAAGAUAAGCCAUGGUGGCCAAAGAUGCAGACAGUUGAAGAGUUAGUUGAAUCAUGCACAACCAUAAUAUGGAUGGCGUCGGCGCUCCAUGCAGCCGUUAAUUUUGGACAGUAUCCAUGUGGAGGGCUUAUACUGAACCGUCCAACGCUUAGCAGAAGAUUGCUUCCUGAACAAGGCACUGCAGAGUAUGAAGAGAUGGUGAAGAGUCACCAAAAGGCUUAUCUGAUAACAAUUACACCGAAAUUAGAGACUCUUAUUGACCUUACAACCAUAGAAAUCUUAUCAAAGCAUGCUUCUGAUGAAGUGUAUCUUGGAGAGAGGGAUAAUCCACAUUGGACAUUUGGUUCAAGAGCAUUACAAGCAUUUCAGAGAUUUGGGAACAAACUGAGUGAGAUUGAGGAGAAGCUAACACAAAAGAACAAAGAUGGGAGACUGAGUAAUAGAAUUGGACCAGUUGAAUUGCCAUACACUCUGCUUCAUCCUACUAGCAAUGAAGGGUUGACUUUUAGAGGAGUUCCAAACAGCAUCUCUAUCUAAAUGCAUGGAAUAAUAUAAUGAGUUUAUAUUGACUUGUUUGUUUGUUUAUAGUACUUUUCUUUUAGUUUGAUAAUACA
Molecule: messenger RNA, 3250 nt
Organism: Arachis duranensis
Lineage: Eukaryota; Viridiplantae; Streptophyta; Magnoliopsida; Fabales; Fabaceae
Product: seed linoleate 9S-lipoxygenase-2-like
Exons: 8
Coding region: 2424-3173 (249 amino acids)
Biological process (GO): lipid oxidation
Molecular function (GO): oxidoreductase activity, acting on single donors with incorporation of molecular oxygen, incorporation of two atoms of oxygen; metal ion binding
Source: RefSeq, a predicted model, not a curated record